AUGAACGUGACACGGCCGGCACGAUGCCUUCUUUGCAGCUUCACCCGUGCUGCCACCCCAAGCACGCGAGUCCCUCGACGCCAGUUCCACCCUACUCCCGCGCCUCUCUCGAAUCGGAAACCCAAGUUCCCCAAUGUGAAGGCUCCUCAGACACCGGAUUAUAAGCCUUACACGGAAGAGCAGAAAGCCGAACUUGCCAAGGAGUACUCGGCGGCACAGAUGGCGGCCAUUGAGGCCGGCGAAGCUGCUAUCGACCCCAAAGACCUGGCGGAGCAGAUGAACGAGCGCUCCGAUCCUAUGGCAUUCAAAUACCUCGACGACUUCUCAGUCAUCGAGCCCGGCAUCGAUCGACACCAGCGCGCCCCGGAGUCGAACUCGGACUACAAUUUUACGCUGAAGACCGAGGCCGAUUUCAUUAACGACUUCGGCCGCUUCAUCGCCGAUAUGCCCGAUAAUGCGACAGGUGCGGACUUCGUCCGGUUCGCCGAUAACCUGCGCGUCACCCACGGCAAAGAGGAGAACGAGUUGGACCCGCACAGCGCACUUGUGCCGGACCUCUUCGGACCCGGAGAGACCAUAGAUGAGCCCCGUGUGGAGGAGAGGAAGACAGCCGCCGAGAAGGGCGAGAAGGAGCGAUCUGCAGAAGCGGAGGAAAUGACUGAUGCGCUCAAGAGUCUACUGCUGGCUACGGGCUACACGGAAAAACAGGUCAAGGACCUCCGGACUAAGACUCUGGUCUCACACAGUGUCACCAACCAAACUCGGCUAGGAAAGAUUCGCCGUGCGUACCGUCUAUCCAUCGCCGGUAAUGGUGAUGGUUUGCUGGGUAUUGGUGAGGCCAAGUCCGAUGAAGCCUCCGAUGCAAAGAUCCAGUCGCAAUACCGUGCUAUCCGAAACAUGCAGCCUAUUCCUCGCUACGAGAAGCGAACCAUUUACGGCGAUGUCAAGGGCAAGGUGGGAGCCACAGAGUUGCAACUGAUGCACCGUCCGCCAGGCUUCGGACUCCGUGUCCAAUACCUCAUUUACGAGAUGUGCCGUGCUGGCGGCAUUCACGAUCUUUCGGCCCGUGUCGGUCGCUCAAGGAACCAGAUGAACACCGUCAAGGCCGCCUACCAGGCCCUCAUGAGCCAGCGUAACCCCGAGCAAGUUGCUCACGCACUCGGCAGAAAACUUGUCGAUGUGCGCAAGGUGUACUACGCAGGCAAGGUCUAG
Messenger RNA from Penicillium bovifimosum, 1212 nucleotides. RefSeq names its product mitochondrial 37S ribosomal protein uS5m. Gene Ontology annotation, cellular component: ribosome. Gene Ontology annotation, molecular function: RNA binding; structural constituent of ribosome. The transcript has 2 exons. The record is from RefSeq and is a predicted model, not a curated record. Gene Ontology annotation, biological process: translation. Bases 1 to 1212 code for a protein of 403 amino acids. NCBI's taxonomy places the organism in Eukaryota, Fungi, Ascomycota, Eurotiomycetes, Eurotiales, Aspergillaceae.